This is a messenger RNA of Chlamydomonas reinhardtii, 3220 nucleotides long. RefSeq lists its product as uncharacterized. Gene Ontology annotation, molecular function: oxidoreductase activity, acting on the CH-OH group of donors, NAD or NADP as acceptor. The record is from RefSeq and is a predicted model, not a curated record. The transcript has 10 exons. The coding region runs from base 118 to 1359 and encodes 413 amino acids. NCBI's taxonomy places the organism in Eukaryota, Viridiplantae, Chlorophyta, Chlorophyceae, Chlamydomonadales, Chlamydomonadaceae.
CGAAACGCGCUGUAAGCCGGAAGCCCUACCCCAGAACAUAUAAUCCUCGGUGGUCGAGAUUCCUCGCCCUUUUUGGUUCGCUACUGCUGCUGGAGGUUUUACAGGCUUUUCGCUGCGAUGGGCGCAAAUGGCCCAGAGGAGUCGGGUCUCCUCAAGCCCUUCACCCCACUUCUGGCCCAGCCUGCGGAGACGCUGCCGCCGUAUACGCCUGCAUCCGAGCCGCUCGCGCGCGUGCCUCUAUAUCCAGAAGAAGCCUCAGCAGCAGCCACGCGUGUGGCCGUGACGGGGGCCACUGGUUACGUGGCCGGGAACGUCGUGGCGCGCCUGCUGGCGGCGGGGCACAUCGUGCACGCCACCGUCAGGGACCCAUACAAUGAGGCCGCUGUCGCGCCGCUGAAGGCCCUGCCCGGCGCGGCGGAGCGCCUGAAGCUGUUCAAAGCCGACCUGCUGUCGGAGGGCAGCUUCGACGGUGCCGUGUCGGGAUGUGAGUACGUCUUGCACACCGCUUCGCCCUUUAGCAUGAAUGUGCGGCCGUCCCAGUCGCGGGCGCUGCUCAUCGAGCCAGCCGUGAGGGGCGUGGAUAAUGUGCUCGCCGCUGUGGAGCGGUCGCCCAGCGUGAAGCGCGUGGUGCUCACCUCCUCCAUCGCGGCUGUGGUGCUGAGCACGCCGGAGCAGGCCCGGCCGGGCACGCACUACUACGACGAGUCCAGCUGGAACAACGCGGCAAGCGAGUCGGUCAUCCCGUACGCGUACAGCAAGACCCUGGCGGAGAAGCGCGCGUGGGAGCUGUGCAAGCAGCAGAGCAGGUGGUCGCUGGUGACGAUUUGCCCGGGGUUGGUGCUGGGGCCGCCUGUGAGCAGCCGCAGUGACAGCGAGAGCAUUCGCCUCGUCACCCGCAUGAUGCGCGGGGAGAUGUGGCCGGCGGCGCCGUGGGCCGGACUGAACUUUGUGGACGUGCGCGACGUGGCCGCUGCACACACCCUGGCCAUGAGCCACCCCAAGGCCGAGGGCAGGUACAUUCUGAGCAGCUGCGACGCCAUGCUGCACGACCUGCCGGGCGCAGUCAGCCGCCUGUACCCGGGCGGCCGGCUGGCGCCACCGCGGUUCUUCCUGCCGCGCUGGCUUGUGUGGCUGGUGGCGCCGCUGGCCGGGCUACCGCGGGACGUGGUCCAGUUCUCGGUUGGCUUCCGGUGCGUGAUGAACACGGCCAAGGUUCAGAACCAGCUCGGUCUGCGUUUCGUGGCGCCGGCCUUGACCCUACGAGACAUGAUUGAGGACCUGGCCGCCCGGGGGCUCAUUGCACACCCCAAGCCAGCGGUCGCUGCGCACGUGCUCGCCGCGGCCAAACAGCAGCAGUAAGAGCAGCAGCCGCGAGGGUACCUGGGGUGGCCAUCUCCGGCGAGCAGCGGGGGAUGAACAGCAGCCAUUGCCGUAUCGGGUCACCCCAGGGGCCCAUGCAUGAGCAUGGGGUUUGGUGUGCAUUGGGAUGUCACUUGCGGCUAUUCUGUCAGCUGAUUUUAUUUUAGCUCACAAGCGCUGCAACGCAUGGUGACACGCCAAACGUCUGGGGUAUUCAGGGCUUCACGCGGCUGUAGUUCGUCACCUUAACUUGCAGCUACUGCAACUCCUGAGUUGUAUCCAUUCCGGUUCUUUCUUUUGUGCAAAGCACUUGGAUGUUGACAACAACACAAGAGCUAUCAAUUAAGUAAAGCGGGAUGUCAAAGGAGUUGUGGGUUGUUGGCUUCCCCUGGCGAGGGCUGGUGUGUGCACCCGGGCCCAUCGCCCUCUGAAUAUACUGCACAAUUUUCAAGCACACGUCUAAUAGCGCAAGUUGGGCACUGAAGUAAGCCACUGUGCAUCUUGCGCACAGAACUGCAGGCCCGUACUAGACUGUGGUUGGCCUUCAACAUGGGUCCCAACGCAGAUGGCUUUCCAAUGAGGGUCCAAUGAGAAUUGCCUUGGGAGAAGUUUUCAUGUAAGCUUUAAGACACGGCAUUACUUCCUGCCGUGUGCUGCAUUGCGGGGGAACGCACCCGCAUUGACAAAGGUGUGUCAAGUAGGGUGUGAGCGGCGGCUUUGGGAAGCGUUUGACAGGAUGUGUCUAAGGCGGUGGUUGCUUCUAUGUAGCAGCUAAGUUCAAAAUGCCGACAGUACAUGCUGAAAGCGAAGUAAGGGAUGGGGCAUACAAUGAUGGGGCAGUGACGAUAUGCGGACGGAGAUCAUAAUUGUGACCUUGCUGAGGUUCGGGUCUUGGGAUUCUGGAGGAGUGGGUUGUUGGGUGUGUUUGGAAGGCGGAGUAAGACCAAGCCAGCGCAGGUAAUGCUGACGGCGGUUGGCUAGUAGAGAUUUAACGACUUGGCAGGAUGACACUUUGGAGCACACGGGAGGCCUGACGUAUGAGCCACGCAGCAAGCUGGUGUUGCUCUGUGUGGCUCAUGUGUGUAGGCGGUGCAGCGCUGAGCACACGGGUAGCCUGGCGUUGCCAGUGGCACGCACGUCUGAUGCUCCCUUGGCGAACGUGCGGCAAGGGAGACACGGGCAGCUUAAGGAUGGUGCGGUUCGCGCGUGCACGUGACGGCUAGCGAGGAGGGCAUGCGGUGCGGUUGUUUAGCCCUUGUAGGUGCGCGAGCGGCGUUUGGCCGAUUGCGCAUCGGACCCUGUCGCCCCUUACUCUGGGAGCACGAGGCGGCAGCCAGCACAGGGGGCGUUGCUGUUGUGAGUGCGGCCGUGAAGGAGAGCAGCAAUGGGUUAAGUCGGGAUGGAAUCCCACUUUAAGCAUGGGCGCUGCCCGGCGUGGCGAAGUAGGUUUUGCCGUGCGCGUGUGGGAGGCAUGGCGUCGUGGAGCCCACAUGCCGGUACAGCGCGGCUGCGCGGGCCGCGUGAGCCGCACUUUCCGACCUGGAAAGUGGUGGUGAGGUGCCAGGGCGCGGACAGGCGCCGGGCGUGUGGGCCACAGGGUCUCUGAUAGCUGAGGACGCCGUGAAGCAGGGAUUGUUUCAUCACCCACCCAGCAGAGGCGUAUCGGUGCAUCGUUAGCAGGAAAUUAUCCCCUGACUGUUGAUGAAGAUGCCAACUUUUGUGGGAUGUAGGCCUGUAGGGUUUCGACCACGAAUGCACAAUGCUGCUGAGGUGCGAUACGCACCCAGCAAGCUGCAAAUCAAGUCCCCGCAUAGUGGAAGGCAGGCAAAUGCAGACCUCGCGGGUGUAACCACUGCAUCGU